Messenger RNA from Naegleria gruberi, 336 nucleotides. RefSeq lists its product as uncharacterized. The record is from RefSeq and is a predicted model, not a curated record. NCBI's taxonomy places the organism in Eukaryota, Heterolobosea, Eutetramitea, Acrasida, Naegleriidae. The coding region runs from base 1 to 336 and encodes 111 amino acids. The transcript has a single exon.
AUGAAUACAUUAUUUGCAGAUUAUCCAUUUACAAGACGAUUAGUUGGUAAAACACUUGAUGUUGCUAGAAAAUCAUCACUUAAGGUUGGAAUGUAUAUUCAAUUCGAUAGAUUUAUUGGGAAGAUAUCUCAAUUAGGGGAUAAUGUUGUUUGUUGUGAUGAAAUUUUUACGCUUGGAGAGUUGUGUUAUGUAUCAUUAAUGUACAAACUAUUCAUUCACUCAGUUGCCACUUCAGUAAUUCCUCUUUCAAAGAUUAAUAGUGUGUGCAGUGUAAUCAGAUUUCCAGGUCUUAUUGCUCUCAAUCAAUUUUCAUUCUGUAUGAAUUAUUACCAAUAA